Scheffersomyces coipomensis is the source of this 1998-nucleotide messenger RNA. RefSeq names its product isocitrate dehydrogenase (NAD(+)) (gene IDH1). The transcript has 2 exons. Gene Ontology annotation, cellular component: mitochondrion. Gene Ontology annotation, biological process: tricarboxylic acid cycle; isocitrate metabolic process. The record is from RefSeq and is a predicted model, not a curated record. NCBI's taxonomy places the organism in Eukaryota, Fungi, Ascomycota, Pichiomycetes, Serinales, Debaryomycetaceae. The coding region runs from base 316 to 1578 and encodes 420 amino acids. Gene Ontology annotation, molecular function: magnesium ion binding; NAD binding; isocitrate dehydrogenase (NAD+) activity.
GUCUCGGUACCGAGAAUUUAAAUAUUAGGCUGCUAAAUUAAAUUCAACUGGCCGAUGACUUUAAGGCCUACCCUCAACUAUUAUUGAAUCUAUGGAAGAUUUCUUAUUAUGGCUUGAUCUAUGGUUGUACUAUAACCAUCAUCAAUUGAUCAAUACCUUCAUCAGUCAACCUAAAUACUAUAUAUAACCUGCAAUUGAAGUGAAUAUAUAACUAGAACUAAUAGUAUAAUGACCACCUCAUUGGAAUGAGUGAAAAAAAAAAAGAAAUGUCCAACGUUGAAUGAACAAAUUAUGUCGUUUUACAUCAUAUAAAAAAUGUCGGUCCAAAUUUUUAAUUUUAUUACCAUCUCUCACAGUGUCAACUCCUUAUUAGAAAAAUUGGAAUCAAUUAAUAUUCAAUCAAUUCUAAUUGUAUUCUAUUCUUUUGGUUAUUUUCAAUUCUUUCAUUGCAUUGCAUUUCGUAUCCAUAAUCAUAUCAUCAUCACAAUGUUAAGAAGAUCAGCCAUUGCUCAAAGUUCUGCCAUUCGUUCAUUAGCAACUUAUGCAUCUCCAGAAGCCGUUUUACCAAAGAAAUACGGUGGUAGAUAUACUGUUACUUUAAUUCCAGGAGAUGGUAUUGGUAAAGAAAUCACUGAUUCUGUUAAAACCAUCUUUAAAUCUCAAAAUGUUCCAAUUGAUUGGGAAAUCGUUGAUGUUAGUGGGGUUGAUGAAACUGGUCAUAGUGUUAGUGAAGCUGUUGAAUCAUUAAAAAGAAAUAAAGUUGGUUUAAAAGGGAUUCUUUUCACUCCAGUUGGUUCAACUGGUAAAUCAUUAAAUGUUGCAUUAAGAAAAGAAUUAGAUAUUUAUGCUUCAUUAGUUUUAAUUAAAAAUAUUCCAGGAGUUAAAUCAAGAUUAGAUGGUAUUGAUUUUGCUUUAGUUAGAGAAAAUACUGAAGGGGAAUAUUCUGGUUUAGAACAUCAAUCUUAUCCUGGUGUUGUUGAAUCAUUAAAAAUUAUGACUAGAUUUAAAUCUGAAAGAAUUGCAAAAUUCGCUUUUGAUUUUGCUAAAAAGAAUAAUAGAAAAUUAGUUACUGCUAUUCAUAAAGCUAAUAUUAUGAAAUUAGGUGAUGGUCUUUUUAGACAAACUGUUAAAGAUGUUGGUCAAGAUUAUAGUGGUAUUGAAGUUAAUGAUUUAAUCGUUGAUAAUGCUUCUAUGCAAGCUGUUGCCAAACCUCAACAAUUUGAUGUUUUAGUUACUCCAAAUUUAUAUGGUUCCAUUUUAUCAAAUAUUGGUGCUGCUUUAAUUGGUGGUCCAGGUUUAGUUCCAGGUGCCAAUUUCGGUAGAGAAUAUGCUGUUUUCGAACCAGGUUGUAGACAUGUUGGUUUAGAUAUUAAAGGUCAAAACACUGCUAAUCCAACUGCUAUGAUUUUAUCUUCUGCUAUGUUAUUAAGACAUUUAGGUUUAAAUGAUCAUGCUGAUAAAAUUAGUGCUGCUACUUAUGAAGUUAUUGCUGAAGGUUCUAUUAGAACUAAAGAUAUUGGUGGUACUUCUUCAACUACUGAAUUCACUGAUGCUAUUGUUGAUAAAUUAAAUGCUUAAUUUAAUUAAAAGUUCAUUUAAUUAAUUCAUACAACUACUUCUUACAUAUAUAACCUUUUUUGUUUAUUUUGUUACCUCUUAUAACUGUUACAAUUCUUUCUAUACAAUGAAACCACCUUUCUUUAUGUUAAUAUAAGAAAAAUAGAAACAUUUUAAAUCAUUAUCAGUAUUCCAACUAGAUAACUUCCUCUUCAAUUGCAAAAUUUACAGUUAUUGAUGUCAUGAUUAUUUCUCAACCAAUUGAAAAAUAUCAAUUUAAUUAAAAUUUACUUACCCGCACGUUUGUGAUGCAUCCAUGAUGGAUGUGAAAUAUCAAUACUUAUCACAGUAUCAUCAAGGGAUAUAGAUACAAUUGAACAGUGGAGUUAUGAUGUGAUAAUUGCCAUAAUGCUUUAACAAUCUCUUCCGUCGGACUACUUC